AUGGCAGGCAACCGUGCCCCAAAACAGUGGUCUCUCACAAAACAAGAAACAAUAACAUCGUUUGAAGCAUGGCGUCAAAAUUUACAAUAUACAUUAUCGUUAGACCCAAACUUCGCCCCAUUUUUGAUCGAUGGGGUAACUUGGCUGAGAAAGACCACAGCCGCCCCACUUCGCGGUUUCGAAAAUGAUGCCGAUACUGUACCCGAAGCACGCCGUCGUACUGCAGAGCAAAAAGCAGCCCAACUGGAGCUUAUAUUGGGCCAAAUAGCCAAUUAUUGCCCCGUAAUUUCCCGAAAUACUAUUGUCAAAAACUCGACAUCUUUGAGCACUAUUUGGCAAUCAAUUCGAGCUCACUUUGGGUUUCAGUCCACAGGUGGUCAUUUCUUAGACUUUAAUAACAUUCACUUAGAAGCUGACGAGCGUCCGGAAGACCUUUACCAAAGGCUUGUUAGCUUCAUUGAUGACAAUUUGCUCAAAGCUGAUGGUGGUAUUCGACACCAUGGUGAAAACGUUACAGCUGAUGAAGACAUCUCCCCAACAAUGGAGAACAUAAUUGUGUUGACAUGGCUACGCCUUAUCCAUCCUUCUUUACCGGCUCUAGUCAAACAGCGCUAUGGUGCUGAACUUCGAUCACAAACUGUCGCGUCCCUCAAACCUGAAAUUUCCCAAGCACUAGACUCCCUCCUUGACGAAAUUAACUCCGCCAACGAUGCAAAAGUCCUCCGUACUGCUUUCCAACAAUCCCUCAAGCACCCUCAAUCCAGUAGUCGCCGUCAAACCCCUACAGCCCUACCACGGACAUCUAAAACCCCAACAAAAAGUUGCCCCUUGUGUAGACAAGCAGGUCGACAACACCAACACUACCUGAGUAGGUGCCCCUACCUCCCAGUCGAAGACAAGCAAUACCUCUCCCGCUCAAGACAGGUAGUCGGCACAGAACCGGGAGACCCGCUAUCUGAUUGCGAAGUAGAAGACCCACAAGAUUCCCACAACUACCGAAUCAAGACUACCACCAACCGAGUUAGUGUUAAGCAGUCACCCCAUCUCCAGGCCUUCUAUGCCCAUCACCCACUACUUUUGACAUUAGACACAGGAGCAGAAACCAGUAUGAUAAAGACCAGCAUUGCCAAUGAAAUUGGAGCUACUAUACAGAAGACUACUCAGAAAGCCCUCCAAGCAGAUGGUAUUACCCAGUUAGCCGUCGUCGGAGAAGUCCAUUUGACUUUGUCCCGUAACCACUUUAAUUUGCAGUUGGAUGCACUUGUCGUUGAUAGUUUGGACGUCGAUGUACUAGCCGGGACUCCUUUCAUGAUCACCAACGACAUCUCCCUCCGGCCAUCCAAGCAAGAACUCACCAUUCAAGGAAGCGAGAACGUGUAUUAUGGCUCCAGACAACCAGCUGGGACCAUAGGCUCGGUCCGACGAACACAAUCUACAGUCCUUCGUGCCCCAUCCUCCUCCACCGUAAUUUGGCCAGGACAGUACCUUGAAUUAGACCUUCCCGAUCACGUAGACCCGGAUUCUAUCCUUGCCCUAGAACCCCGUAAGGAUUGUUCUAGAUCAGACUGUGAGUGGCCAAGCCCCCAUAUUGUACAGGCAGUCGCAAGCAAGAUCCGUAUACCCAAUCAGACCCCUCACCCUAAACUUAUCCCUCGUCAUGACCAUUUGUGUCAGGUCCUACCAACCUACAUCCCAUAUCCACACCCCGAUGUUCCCAAAUCUAGCAACAGCACCCCAGUAGCACCCUCCUCUCCUACACCCCAUGAAUAUUCCUUAUCUGUCCAGCUAGACCCCGAUUCUAUCCUAUCAAAGAGCAUGCACUCUGAAUUCAGCCGGUUAGUUAAAGAAUAUGACGAUGUUUUUGAUAAAAAUAUCUCUGGAUACAACGGUGCUGCCGGUCCUUUUGAAGCUGUCGUAAAUAUGGGCCCAGUACAACCACCACAACGCAAAGGCAGACUCCCCCAAUAUGCGCCGAACAAGCUGGUCGAGCUUCAACACAAAUUUGACGAGCUUGAAUCGCUAGGCAUUUUUCAGCCCCCUGAAAACCUUGGCAUAACCGUUGAAUACCUUAAUCCAUCAUUCCUCAUUAAGAAGCCAAGCGGAGGACACCGACUAGUCACUGCCUUUGCUGAUGUUGGUCGGUACAGCAAGCCACAACCAUCUCUAUUACCCGAUGUCGAUUCUACCCUCCGAACAAUCGCCAAAUGGAAGUACAUCAUCGUAUCCGACCUUACCAGCGCUUUCUAUCAGAUACCACUUGCUAAAGGUUCCAUGAAGUACUGUGGCGUCGUGACUCCAUUCCGCGGCGUUCGAGUCUACACCCGAUCAGCUAUGGGCAUGCCAGGGUCAGAAACAGCCCUCGAGGAGCUCAUGUGUCGCAUACUCGGUGAUUGCCUAGAAGAUGGAAUCGCUGCAAAGCUUGCAGACGACUUGUACUGCGGUGCAGACACACCGGAGGAACUGCUCAUCAACUGGAAGAGGAUCCUAGACGCCCUCCAAAAGUGCAAUAUCAAGCUUUCUCCAUCCAAAACCAUUAUUUGCCCACGCAGUACCACCAUCUUAGGCUGGAUUUGGACACAGUGA
Messenger RNA from Paramuricea clavata, 2583 nucleotides. Lineage: Eukaryota; Metazoa; Cnidaria; Anthozoa; Malacalcyonacea; Plexauridae. The record is from the annotation of a GenBank genome assembly.